AGCCACUCCAUCUCCCAAUUUGAAUCGGUCCCCACCGCUUCCAGAAGGAAAGGCAAGCUUGCUCCUAUGACAUCUGCGGACAGGUACUUACCGCUGACUUGCCCAGGGCCCUGGAAGCCUUGAAAGGUCUCAUCCUCUUUCCCCGUGCAGGAGCCUGAGGUCCACCUCCUAUGCACCCCAGCACCCCCAUCAGCUCCCUGUUCUCCUUCACCAGCCCCGCCGUGAAGAGGCUGCUGGGCUGGAAGCAGGGAGAUGAAGAGGAGAAGUGGGCGGAGAAGGCGGUAGACUCUUUGGUGAAGAAGUUAAAGAAGAAGAAAGGCGCCAUGGAUGAACUAGAGAGGGCGUUGAGCUGCCCGGGCCAGCCUAGCAAAUGUGUCACCAUCCCACGAUCCCUAGAUGGACGCCUCCAGGUGUCCCACCGAAAGGGGCUGCCCCACGUCAUCUACUGCCGCGUGUGGCGCUGGCCAGACCUGCAAUCCCAUCAUGAGCUGAAGCCCUUGGAGUGCUGCGAGUUCCCAUUUGGCUCUAAGCAGAAGGAGGUCUGCAUCAACCCAUACCAUUACCGCAGAGUGGAGACCCCAGUUCUGCCUCCAGUGCUGGUACCAAGACACAGCGAGUAUAACCCUCAGCUCAGCCUCCUGGCCAAGUUCCGAAGUGCCUCGCUGCACAGUGAACCCCUCAUGCCGCACAAUGCCACCUACCCUGACUCUUUCCAGCAGUCUCUCUGUCCAGCACCGCCCUCCUCGCCAGGCCACGUGUUCCCGCAGUCUCCAUGCCCCACCGGCUACCCGCACUCUCCCGGAAGUCCUUCCGACUCAGACAGUCCCUAUCAACACUCAGACUUCCGGCCAGUUUGCUAUGAGGAACCUCAGCACUGGUGUUCUGUUGCCUACUAUGAACUAAACAACCGGGUCGGAGAGACUUUCCAGGCGUCCUCCCGGAGUGUGCUCAUAGAUGGCUUCACUGACCCCUCCAAUAACAGGAAUAGGUUCUGUCUUGGGCUUCUUUCAAAUGUAAACAGAAACUCGACGAUAGAAAACACCAGGAGGCACAUUGGAAAGGGUGUGCAUUUGUACUAUGUUGGGGGCGAGGUGUACGCGGAGUGUGUGAGCGACAGCAGCAUCUUUGUCCAGAGCCGAAACUGCAACUACCAGCACGGCUUCCACCCGGCGACUGUCUGCAAGAUCCCCAGUGGCUGCAGCCUCAAGGUCUUCAACAACCAGCUCUUCGCCCAGCUGCUCGCCCAGUCAGUGCACCACGGCUUUGAGGUUGUGUAUGAGCUGACGAAGAUGUGCACGAUUCGGAUGAGCUUUGUGAAGGGUUGGGGAGCCGAGUAUCAUCGCCAAGAUGUCACAAGCACCCCCUGCUGGAUUGAGAUUCAUCUUCAUGGACCGCUGCAGUGGUUGGACAAGGUGCUAACUCAGAUGGGCUCCCCACAUAACCCUAUUUCUUCAGUGUCUUAAGUCAUGUGGUCAGCUACAUUUCCAGAGUAGACGCAGGCAGGGGCUUCUAUCAUUGCAGCUCACAGCUCAUACAGGGUUCUGGAUGCAGAUGUAAAUACGUAUGCAUACGAGUCAUAUUUUCAUCACCAUUUGUUUUGUGCUCCUACUUAAGGGGGCUAAUGCUGUGGGUUGAAGAAGCAUGUUUUCCAGGCUAGUGCUCUGAUUAGAAGCCACGUCUUUUCUGAGAGGGAAACAGGAUGUAAAGGCACUGGCAGAACCGAAGGCCACUGAUUCAGCUCGUCACUCUACAGAGGGUUGUGCCCCAUACAGAAAACACAAAGCUGCUUACAUAGAAAAAUAAUAGGAGCACUAGAGCAAAAUCAAUCAAACCCACAUAGUUGUAAGAAGACCUCACCUGCAAUGUGAAUGGCAAGAAAUAAAAACCAAGCUUGUCCAGAGAUCUGUGAGAUAAGCCACACAAUCUUUAUAUUUGAAGUUAAAAUAUGUAUAGCCAGGUACUGUGCUGAUGUCAGGUACAUAUAACCAGAUCUAAACUGUGAUCGGAAAGGGAGAAACUGUGAAGCUUAGAGUCAGGUUGCCUUAACCUACCACUGUUAAAACAAGCAAGCAAGUAAACAAGCAAACAAACAAACAAACAAAACCAAGGCUCAUAUGGGAAAAUGGCCUGAGUCCAGCCAUAAUCCUAAGAGCAGGAUUAGCCCAGAAUUCAGGCUCAGGAGCGCAGGGGGCUCCUGCUUCCACUCUGGAAGUCAGCUUCCAGUCUUCCAGUUCCUCCUGUCUGACCUUGCAGAUGGCUGUCCGCCCUGUGGACACUGCAAACCCCGUGCAGAGAUGAAGCUGUAGACUGGAAGGUUGGGUGGGAAGUCACAUGGCUACCUGCACUCUCCUGCAUCCCCCUACUGAAGCCUAUGAGGCAGGGCAUCCUUUGCCUCAUCUUUCCUCCUGGUGACAAAUAUCAAUUGGGUGAUUCAAAAAACAGCAAAGCCUUGGGGGAAGGCUAGAGGUAUCACUGGAUCAUACGUAUGCAUUUCUCAAUCUGGCACCUGUGUUAUGAGCUGGUAACAUCUGUGCAGCCUCUUCUAAAACUAUGAAAUACCUGGAUAUAGCUUCCCAGGUGAAGUAGGAAUGUCUCAUACGCCCUACAUUUCUUUGAGUUAACAAUGGUAGAGAAUAAUAAAGCACCUUGAAAAACACCUUAUGUAUGUAUACAUACAUGCAUAUAUCAGCGUGCAUGUAUUAAAGCUUGUUACUUCCUCCGUUGGAUGAUAAAGGGAAAUAUCCUCCAGACUUCAAGGUACAUGCCACUCAUCCAUCACCCCAUUGCUUCUACUUUUACUUCAGGCCCUUUGAGAAGCACAUUAUUUAGGAUGGCAUUUAUGGUUUCAAGGACAGAGUGUCCAUAAUCUGAGUUGCCUUCAUUUAAUCCAUUCUGCCUCACAUCAAUGUACAUUUUUCUUGUUUCCCAUUCAAUUGUAUUUAAGAUAGAACUCACGAUGCCUACUCUAUCUGUAAAACCUAUCAUUCAUAUAUAUCAGAAAACACUCAUUUCAUCUCAAAAUACCACUUAAAGAGUAUAUAAAAAAACCCCAAGCAUGUUGAUUCUUUAAGUCUGUCGUGUGCACUGACGUGUACUGAGUACAGUGUCAGGUGCUGUGGAAUCCAAUGCACACUAGAGGCUGUCCCCACAGCCACAAUGCCGGACAUCUAACAGUAAACCAUUUGCACAGACAUCGGGUCUCAGAACUUUGAAAACCCACACGUGAAUUUUAAUGGGCUUGAAAGAUAAUGGAAUCGAGUUCUUAACUCUUCCUAUAAUGGAAUUUUACAUUGCCUCAGAACAAUUAGGUAAUUUAUCUUUGCAUAACUACUUUCACUCCUAGCCACCCCACCUCCUGGAAUACCUAUUUUUCUGAUAUUUCUCCUGGCUUCUUCCUUGGAAAAGACAUGCAUAUGGCAGAUCCUCUCUGAGUACCCAUCCAAGGAGAAAGGAUUUGUUCCAGAUUUCUAAUGACUCUUGAUCUCCUCACAAUCGGCCAACUAUCUUUGGUAAUAUGUAGCUUCCAGGUGUGGUGGUGCCUGCCUUUAAUCUCAGCAGUAGGGAGACAGAGGCAGGUGGAUCUCUGUGAGUUCAGGCCUGACCUGGUCUAUAUAAGGAGUUACAGGACACCCAGGGCUCUAUAUUGAGACCCUGUCUCAAAACAAAGCAAAGUAAAACUAAACAGAAGUAGAAGCUUAAAAACAAAACUAAAAAAACCAAAUACACUACUUGGAUGUCCUUGCAGUGCUAAGAAAUCAGACAAAAUAUUGAGAAAGGAAUUAUGACAUAGGUUCAUAUGUAUAUUAUCAGAGAAUUUAGCAUUGAAGAGAUGUAUGCCCUAUGCUCGCGUAACAUAGUCACAUUUUAAUGAUUUUUCUCCCCCUUGGCUGCUAAGAGAUCUAAAAAUAUCAUAAUAUAAUCCUUGACUUCAACUCCUCUGAGUGACCACGUGGCAAUCAUUCCAUGGGACUGACAAGCAAAACUAUGCUGCAUAUGUUGUUUUACAGGAUAAAGGGAAAGUGGGCAGCCAGGCCUUUACACACUGCAAGUGUGCCUCCAGCUGCCCUGGGCAGGGUCACACAAUGGAGAACUGUAUCAGUUUGGCCUGCCCACAAGAUCCAGAAUGUUUACCACUGUACAAGUCAGCAUUUGUGAGUCUUAAAAAUAAGACAUGGUCAGUUUGCUUCAGCUAAAUGAUAACAGCUGCUUCCGAACUAAGAAGACCCCACCUUUUUAACAUACACACUUUGGUGUUGUGUUGUACAGUCAGAAGAAAUGGCAAACUCUCUGGCAUUUAGACUAUUCUUUUCAUUGUGUUCUAAGGAUGGAGUUACGACAACAGUAAGAAGAGUAGCAAAAGCAUUUUAUAAACAUUGCUUGCUGGACUUCAAGCUCCUGCUUAACUCUUCAUAUGUUCCAGAUAUUUCAUGUAUGUAUUUAAUAAAGUAAAAUAUAACACGCAUUCCACAUCGUCUUACCUGCUAGUCAAGAGCCGAACUGUGCAAGGUUAGGUAACCCUCACAUAUGUUAAAGAUAAGUUCACAUGAAUAUAAAACAGACUGUCAAGAGUAGUCUUUGAUUCCCAGCAGCCUAGCCUUCUGUCCUGGAAUGCCAUACACCUUCAUCUGGUAGUCUGUGAUAGACCUCUUGGCUUAUUUUUCUUUCAAACUCUAGGAAAUACUUCUAUGUAUAUGAUCUGUGGCUCCUUAAGAUGCUUAAUCAUCAACCGUUCUGCUUAGAAAAUGGGAUUUUCAAGAAAUCUUCAUGCUGUAAAAAGAAGACAUCUUGGAAUAUUUGGCAUUACACAUGUAACUUUCAUGAUACUUUGCAGAACUUUUAGAGGUUUUUAACUGCUGCUCCCCAGCCUAGCACCAGGGCACACUACUACAAGCCUUUGUAUGGUGAAGCUAUUGUUAUUAAAAAUGAAUUGAACACACAUUGUCAUUUGAGUAUCCUAUCUGAGCAACUUAACAACCGUGUCCACCAAGGACCGUGUGUUUAUUAAGAUGAUGAUUAGCUGUGAUGCUUGAAACACCUGGAUAUAUAAGGAAACUUUCACUAAAAAUCAUUUAUUUUUCAUAUGCCAUGAAAUAUGUUUAACUGAUUAAAAUGUUUUCUAAGAGAA
Molecule: messenger RNA, 5125 nt
Organism: Grammomys surdaster
Lineage: Eukaryota; Metazoa; Chordata; Mammalia; Rodentia; Muridae
Gene: Smad9
Product: SMAD family member 9
Exons: 5
Coding region: 171-1463 (430 amino acids)
Biological process (GO): anatomical structure morphogenesis; SMAD protein signal transduction; transforming growth factor beta receptor signaling pathway
Cellular component (GO): heteromeric SMAD protein complex
Molecular function (GO): DNA-binding transcription factor activity, RNA polymerase II-specific; RNA polymerase II cis-regulatory region sequence-specific DNA binding; I-SMAD binding
Source: RefSeq, a predicted model, not a curated record